ACGAACUAAAAGAGCGGGAGAGACGAACCGAAGAAGAAACUGCCUGUGCUGGAUUUGAGUGAACUACAGUACAACGAUGUAAACAGUUAUUUAAUUAGGAAAUAAGCCCUAUUUGAGGAAAAUAAAGUCGUAAAACAUUUACUUAACAUCAUGGGCAAGCGGAAGAGAAACCUGGACAUGAGGUGUGUGCUAUUCCCAGACGAUGUGAAAGACACUUUCAAAAAGGCAGGAAAAGCAUCUGCCAGAACAUCCACACCUGCCACAAAGUCCUGGGAGAGAUGUGGGGACAGUUUCCUGGACACUUCUGUCAUUCAGAAGCUGCAAACAUCAGAGAAGAGCAGAAAUGCACGUAAAGUGGCUCUGACGUCUGUUACUGGCAAUGGGGAUGCUGGCACAGAUGAACCAGUGCACAUUGCCUGGAGCUCCAGUGAGGAGGAAGAAUCAGACGGUGAUAGUCAUCCUCCUCCUCGACUGACUGUCACACAGGCACCACAGCUGCCCAGAGCACACAAACAACAUCCUGUUGACUCUUGCAGAAGUCUGCGGAUGUUCAGCACUGGUGUAGAGACUGAUGACCUGCCCUUUAUUGAUUCAGACAGUGAGAUAGAGGAGGAGAAUUCAGCUUCAAAAGAACAUAUUGACUUUCUAAAUCCAGUUGUGUCACCAAACCAGAUUUCAGACUACUCCUCUUACGAUGAUAAUGAUGAAGAUCCAGAAGAAAGCAGAGCGGACGCAGCCGAGUCCAGCAGGCAGUCGGUCAGCGAGUGGGUCCGAUCUGCUCAGGCGAUUCUUCAGACACCUCAGAAAUGCCCUAAGAGCAUCAAGACCCCAGAGGACUCAAGUAAAAAGAGGAGGAGGUUUGAAAGGGGAGGUCUUGCUGAAAGGCUGAACCGACUCCACAGCAGGCAAAAAUCAGCCAUCAGCUUCUGGAGACAUCAGUGCAACUCAACCACAUCAGCUGCUGAGAGGCCGGGGGUCUUGAUGCUGAGGAUUCUGGGAGUUCGGGAGGAAUGUGGCAUGCAGGCUGCUGUGUGUGACAGGCUGCCGGAAGGAGAAAAGUGUGUGGCUCUUUUCAGCAAGGACACGGCCGCCCAGUUACAGCCUGCGCCCGGAGACGUCGUCCACAUCUACCCACCAUGGCAGAAUCUGGUUGUUGAGGGUGAACGCUAUCCCAUAAUUCUCAACACCCACUUCAGUCAGAAAGCCUGCGAAGAGACUAAGCCGGAUAACGCAGGUGGUCCGAGAGCUGCGGUCGCUGUGGAGAAAUGCAGACCUCCGCCGUUAACCUGGAGCCUGUGGCGGUCAGGGACGAGCCAAGUGUCAACCGAGACAUCCAUUCCCUGUAAACAGGUCGGUGAGUUGAACAGAAGCGGAGUUCGGAAGUCUCUGUUGGAUGCAGUGGAGGAUUGUGGGUCGUCGGGCUCUCAGAGCGGUCCUGUUGAGGUGGUCGUUCAGAGGGUCUACUGCAUACCCAUCACCCAGUCCCUACACAGAACUUCUCUCCAGCACAGAGCGCUUGACAAACCUCCACCAGAAUCAGCACCACCGCAACACAUCGGCAGGUUGUGUGCUCUAGUUCAGGACAGUUACGGGAUGUUCGGUGAGGUUCUUCUGCACUGUGUGUCCACAGAAUCAGAGAUCCAGCAGAACUCGGAGCAGCUGGAGGGCCAUGUGUGUCUCCUCCAGGCCCUGAGAGUCGUCCAGCGUCUCACACGCGACAAAUGUUCUCCGCUCUUCAGUAUGAUUGACAGUUUGUGGCCUCCUCCAGUUGAUCCAAAAUCUCAUGACGAUCUUCUGCAGUCUCCCAGAGAUCGAGUCCCACCGCCCUGUUUCUGCUAUAGGCUGAGCGUCCAGCUGGGACACAUGGUUCCGUUAUCAGGACAGACUGAAUCUCCACUGUACCGAUCACCUGUACUUCAGACGCUAAGAGAGAUCCUUCAGGAUGAAUCUUCGAGGUGUCGUUGUAGCUUUCGGGCCACCGUGGUUCAUAAACAAUUACUGAGCUCAGAUGCAGGCGAGAGGGAGAUGCUGCUGUUUGUGACAGAUCCCAGUCUACAAAGGGAGCCAAACACAGACGGGAACAGGAGAACCGUAGCCGUGUGUCUGAGCCCAUCCUGCCUGAUCCAGAGCUCAGUCACACAGGCCCUGGACGCCCUGCAGACACAGCCUGUUCUGAUGUUCAGAGACGCCGUGAAGGAGAAUGCUCAGAUAUUCUGCUGGGAACAGACGGUGAUCCAACUGGAACCAGAGGACUCAUCCUUCUCCAUACCACGGCCCAUCAUACUGGACCACCUGGGUCCAGAAACCCUCCCAUACUCUCUCUGCACUGUCACAGGUGUGGUUGUAGCAGUGGAUGAAAGCACAGCGUUCUCCUGGCCCACCUGCAGCUGUUGCGAGAGCUGCAGUUUAGAGACUCGAGAACAUCAGAAAGGAUUCCUCUGUUUAGCAUGUGGAGCAGUGAUGGAUGAACCCACCACAAAGAUGGAGCUGGAGGUGUUUCUGAGCUGCUCCUCACUGAGCCACUGCACCGUCAAAAUCAAGUUGCAGCAAAAGACCAUUAAAUCUCUUUUAAACUCAAGCUGGACUGAGGGUUACAGUGUGGAAAAUGUUCUUGGGUCGGAGAUCGGUCCUCUCAGCGUCUUCGUCCACGUCGUCAACAGAAGUCACACUGUUUGGAUGGGUUUGGAGGAGUGUGACCUGCACUGACUACUAGCACACUUAUCUGUUCAUUUCAUGGUUUAAAAAGAAUGAUUCGUCAACACUAGUCUUGCCUUAUUUCCAAAUGUAUGUAAAUAAGCCAAAAAAGUGUAGAGUGCUAGAAUAACUUUACCAAUGAUCAUUCUGGAGCCUGUAGUAUUUUGAAACUGUUAAGAAAACCAGAACUAAUAAUAUUAGUAUGAAAGAUGCUCAUGUGAUGUCCAGUAUCAGCUGAUAAAAGAUUUUUGUGUUGUCAAUCAAAUGAUGGCAUCUAUAUUAUGGUGGUGUUUAAGUUAAUUGUACAGUAAUUGAUUUAUUGCUCUCUAUGACAGCUGAACACCUACAUCCACUAUAAAUAAAUGUUUUAUGCCACCAAAUAACUGAUCAAGUCAUUUUCAUGAAAGAUAAACCAAUAUUAUUUCUUCACAACCACUUUUAAGUGUCUAAUAACUAGUAUGCAAAAUUGGUUUUAUUCCUAAUUUGACAAGUACACAAUAAAACCUAAUAUGUUCUAUGAAUAUUUAUUAUGUUUAAUGAUUAUUAUUAAUUAUUUAUGCCAUUGAAUUAAUUCUAUGAAUGGGUCUAACUGUAAACUAGGAUCAAAUGCUACUCCUUUUGUAUUCACCUGUGAAUACCAUUGUUUUUUUUCUUUUUUCUUUCUAAAAAGUUGCAUCAAUCCGUCAAGUACCUUUGUAGUAGUUGUAGCCCUUAUUUACCAACUUCUAUUUAAAAGCAAAACCAGCAGCUUCAGAAUUUAUCUUGAGGUCUGGCAAAUUAAUCUGAAAUUUGGAAAUGUGUCUCUCUAGUGUUUACCACAAACCUUAUUUUAUUCUUAAAUCCGAAAUCGCUGUUCCUUACAACCCACGUGACUUUUUUAAGUAUUACAUUUAGAAAUCUCUGUACUCACGAAUCAUGAUCCCGUCGAGCUGAUUGACAGCUACACCUUUCAACAGACCACGCCCCCUCAGACCCGCCCCCGUGCACACAUGCGAGUUCACAUGGAUCUUUUUGGAAAUUUCACUUCGUUUUAUUAUACAUUUGUACACACUGUACAAUUUCAAACAUGCUCUGGCAUUAAUAGGAAGUUUUUGGGAAUUAUAAAACGGGUACCAUAAAAACAUAUAUGAAGUUUUUUCUGUAAUAAUUUAGAAUACAAAAACAUUCACAAAAA
Molecule: messenger RNA, 3868 nt
Organism: Sinocyclocheilus rhinocerous
Lineage: Eukaryota; Metazoa; Chordata; Actinopteri; Cypriniformes; Cyprinidae
Gene: spidr
Product: scaffold protein involved in DNA repair
Exons: 20
Coding region: 151-2706 (851 amino acids)
Biological process (GO): double-strand break repair via homologous recombination; regulation of establishment of protein localization to chromosome
Cellular component (GO): nucleoplasm; nuclear chromosome
Source: RefSeq, a predicted model, not a curated record